GUGAAAGAAGGAAUUUUUUUGAGUUUGAACAUAUAGCAAAAAAGGAGAAGCAAGUUGGAGCACAGAUACUGGAAUGGAGCCGGGGGACGCAGUUUCGAUAUAGCCGCUAAGAAUAGAGAGGUGGAUCUUCGUUGAAUGACGAAGAAGUGAUAGAAUUUAAGAUUGGCUUAAUUAGCUUGAAUAAUGGCUCCUGUCUCGUUGCCACCCGGCUUCCGGUUCCAUCCAACGGAUGAGGAGCUCGUCGCCUACUACUUGAAACGGAAGAUCAACGGGCGUAAGAUCGACCUCGAGAUCAUUCCCGAGGUUGAUCUUUACAAAUGUGAACCCUGGGAUUUACCAGGGAAGUCAUUGUUGCCCAGCAAAGAUAUGGAAUGGUAUUUCUUUAGCCCACGAGACCGGAAGUACCCGAACGGAUCUAGGACGAACCGAGCCACCAAAGCGGGAUACUGGAAGGCAACCGGGAAGGACAGAAAAGUAAAUUCACAAAUGAGAUCGGUGGGGAUGAAGAAAACCCUAGUCUAUUACAGAGGGAGAGCUCCGCACGGGGCCCGGACCGAUUGGGUCAUGCAUGAGUAUCGCUUGGAUGAAAGAGAGUGCGAAAUUCCAACUGGAUUACAGGAUGCUUAUGCGCUAUGCCGGGUGUUCAAGAAGAGUAUGACCACUACUACGCCGCCCCAGAGUGCGGCGGACACCCAUUAUGUCACCGCGACGCCAAUGACGGCGAAGGACGGGUCAUCGAGCAUCGAUAUUUACUCGUCAGAAGGAAGAAGCGAGGAGAUGGAAAGCUCAACAAACUAUGCAAUGGUGGCGGGGGCGCAAUCCUCGAACUCGUCCAUGGCGACCGGCGCCCUUCAUCAAUAUGAGUCUCCAUUGUUCCAUCUCCCUGCUGGCCCAAGCAGCCACAACAAUAAUAACAACAAUGGUGAUGAUAAAUGGAUGCAGUACUUAUCCGAUGAAGCAUUUGGUUUGCAGCCUAAUAAUCAUCCCCCCUCAUCAUCAUCAUCUUGCUUGCCAAAUCAUUUUGCAACCAUGCCUUAUCCUCCUUCAAAGGUUGACAUAGCUUUGGAGUGUGCUAGGUUGCAGCACCGCUUCACGUUACCGCAGCUGGAGGUUCAUCAGGAUUUGCGCCACGGCGGCGGUCCCCCGAAAUCGACAGCAUUCGUGACAAACUACCAAGACGACGACCACCAAAUUAACAGCUACCACCACCACCAACAACCGGAUAUUGUUCAAGAAAUCUUGUCAGUUGCCCAAGCGUCGCACGAUCUGAUGAAUCAGGAAGACUGCGACGCUUGGGCUGGAGGGUCGUCGUAUGGCGUGACGAAUAAUAUUAAUAAUAAUGCAGAUGAUGGGUUUUCUUUCUUCCAACACGGUUCCGGGGGCCAACUUGAUCAAGAUUUGGGCAUUAGCUUCCGGGAUAUGAUAGACCAGACCGGCGGAGAAGAUCACCAGCUAAGCUCCCGAAGCAUUUCGAUUGAGGGGUUGAGAUCGGAGAGAAUGGCGGUGGAGAACUUGAGAUGGGUAGGAAUGCAAGAGAAAGACCUUGAGAAAACAUUUAUGGAAGACUACAAAGAAGUUCCCAUAGAAAAUGUCUCAAGCAUGAAUCCAUUAACACAUGAAGUUCAUGGAGGAAACAACUUGCACAGCUACACACAAAAUGAUGACUUCUCCAUUGGAUUCGACAACCACCACGAUGCGAACAAUUUCUUCGAUGGCGCUUUCUCGGAUUCCCCGCGCUUGGAGGUCUACGAGAAAAUAGAAGUGAAGCACGGGAUGUUCGUGGCGACAAGACAAGCGGCCCAAACCUUGUACCACCAAGUUUUGCCUUCGACCACCGUGAGAAUCUAUAAGAACUUGGUCGAUCCCUUGCAAGUCUUUCCGGUGGCGAAAUUCGAAGGGAAAGGAAUAAAUACCAUGCUAGACAAGUUCAUAUUAUUUUCAAGGAAGAACUUAAUGGGAGUAACAAAGAGAAUGGGGAGCACAUUAUUUUGGGACUAUUGCCAUUGGAAUAAAAAGUGCAAGGAUAAUGUGUCAAUUGCAGGAAAUAAUUAUAAGGCAGAAAAGGAGAGGAUGACUAAUAGUUUAGGGGAGAAGACUGCACCAUGGCCAUAUCUCACUCUAGUAUUGGCCCUAUCUACCAUAUGGCUGCACCAGAAUAUAAUGUGACUUUAUUUUCAUAAUAUGUUCUUUAUGUUACAACAAGUGCAUGUUCCUAUUAGUAUGUACUUGGUAUUUAUUUUUAGUAUUUUUGAAUUUCUAACCCAAUUUGGUUGCUUCUUAAUUAUGGGAGGGCUAACAAAUUGAAUUAGCUUUA
Messenger RNA from Cuscuta campestris, 2314 nucleotides. NCBI's taxonomy places the organism in Eukaryota, Viridiplantae, Streptophyta, Magnoliopsida, Solanales, Convolvulaceae. The record is from the annotation of a GenBank genome assembly.